AUGAACGCAACCCGUCUUCUCCGUGCCAGCCCCGUCGGCCGCACUCCCAUGAUUCAGUUCCUCGGAAAGCGCACCACCCCCCAAAGCAUUGACCACACCCCGCGCCCGCAUCCGCAAGCACCAACCAACAAGCUCCCCACCUCCUUCGCCGAGUACCGCCAGAAGGCUCAGCAGCACGGGCCAUUGGCCUACAAGACCAACACUGCUGCUCGCUCGUCCGUCCAGCCCUCCGAGGGCCAGGCAUUCGACCGCAGCGACCUGCCAGAGCGCUUCUGGAGACUGGCGCUGAGCAAGGAGGAGAUGGAUGUAAUUGAGAGCGGGGGUGCAUUUGCUUAG
This is a messenger RNA of Morchella importuna, 336 nucleotides long. RefSeq lists its product as uncharacterized. NCBI's taxonomy places the organism in Eukaryota, Fungi, Ascomycota, Pezizomycetes, Pezizales, Morchellaceae. The transcript has 2 exons. The record is from RefSeq and is a predicted model, not a curated record. Bases 1 to 336 code for a protein of 111 amino acids. Gene Ontology annotation, biological process: 2-oxoglutarate metabolic process.